This is a messenger RNA of Syngnathoides biaculeatus (alligator pipefish), 2094 nucleotides long. It is a transcript of the gene atp6ap1a, whose product is annotated as ATPase H+ transporting accessory protein 1a. The record is from RefSeq and is a predicted model, not a curated record. NCBI's taxonomy places the organism in Eukaryota, Metazoa, Chordata, Actinopteri, Syngnathiformes, Syngnathidae. The transcript is spliced from 12 exons. Gene Ontology annotation, cellular component: proton-transporting V-type ATPase complex. The coding region runs from base 206 to 1660 and encodes 484 amino acids.
CUCUGACCUCUAUGACACACAAGCUGGCGUAAUUGGAAACCUGUCCAUUUGGAAACAUAUAAAAUAUAUUCAGAUCCAUACCUCUCCGAUUAUGCUUUCAAGAAAUGUCUUUAGGUUGAAAUUUGUUUAACAAAAUCUAAUUGCUACGCAGUGACGUCAUGUAAUCAGCCGUCGCCCGUGACGUCACCUGCCAGGAACAGCGAAGAUGGCGACGACCGGGACGUUUCACCUGCGGCGCAUCAUCUGCUUCGCGGCACUCGGCGUCUUCCUGCUCAGCCAGCCGGGCGGUUGCGGCGAGCAGGUGCCGCUGGUCUUAUGGACCCACCAAUGGACCCCACAAGCAAAGCAGCCCCCCCUUGCAGCAGGUCACAUUGUCGAGCAGCAGCAAAUGGCCACUUACCUAGAUAAAACUCUCAACUCCGGCCCCCGAAACGUGGUGCUGUUUCUUCAGGACAAGAUGAGCGUGGAGGAUUUCACGCUAUACGGAGGAGCUUUUGGAAAUAAGCAGGACAGCGUUUUCCCCAACCUGGAGAGCGCUCUGAGGUCGUCAUCGUACUCCAUGGUGCUUCCGGCUGUGUCCUGGCAGGCCUCCGACACAGUGAUUGGCCACCUGCGAGAGCGGCUGGAAACCUCCCCUCUAUACAUGGACCCCGACACGCUGAGUCAGCUCACGCUCAACGCCUCGUCUCCAGCUCUGCUCGUUUUCCGACUGCCCUAUUACAUCGGGUCUGAUCUAAUGUCUGCCAAAGAGGUUCUAAGUGGCAACGACGAGGUGGUGGGCCAGGUUGUGAGUGUCAUGAAGAGCCAGUCUGUCCCAUACACGGCCAUCUACACCGCCCUGCGGCCUUCCAGGGGGGCACCGUCACUCUCCAUGGAGGCCGCCCUGUCCGGCGGGCGCUCGCUGCUGCAGGCCCGUGGCAGCUACAGAGACCGCGAGCGAGAGCAGGAAAGACAGCGGAAAAUGAAGGAGAAGGCUGGCGUCUAUGCACCAGUGGACUUUAAGGAAGGGGAGAGCAGCUGCAUCCUCCUGUGGGCCAAGGGCCUGUCAGUCAGCAUCCUGCGCAGCGGCCGCUGGGAGUUACAUGACCUCACCCCGUCCACCUUUGGCGAGGGCGUCAGUCCGAAGCUGCACGGUUCCAGCUGUGGCAAAUCCAAAGCAAGACUGGCGCUUAAUUAUGAAAACGUGCUUGGAUACAGCAACUUCAAACUGAUCUUUGCGCUGAGCCAGCGCCAUUACUCUGUGUCGGCACGUCGCUGGUUCACGUUGGACACCGUCGAGUUGGAAUACAACGGCACCAAGGCCACGUUUAACGGCAGUAGGAAUAUUUACGCCCCCGCCGAGUACUCGUACCGCUGCGAGUGCGUCAGCAGCUUCCGGUGGCCGCAGCUCGUCCCGCACUCUUCCAAAGAUCCAGCCAGUCAGUGGAGGGUCACCUUUGACAACUUUCAAAUUCAAGGCUUCAACGUGAGCGGCAGCAAGUUCUCAUACGCCUCGGACUGCGCUGGUUUCUUCUCACCCGGGAUCUGGAUGGGCCUGAUGACGAGUGUUCUCAUGGUCCUAGUGCUCACCUACGGCUUGCACAUGAUCAUGCAGCUCCGCACCAUGGACCGCUUCGACGACCCCAAAGGUCCAGCCAUCUCUGUGCCGCAGACAGAGUGAAGUCUUGCCAUCUGUCAUGACUGUUCUCAUGGUCGUCCUACUGUCUUUCCAUGUACCGCUCCCCACCCCGGCCCUGUGCCCCUGCUCCUUUUCUCCCACAACGACACUUCCACCCUCACCCUGCCCUCAUUUGUGUUUGGUUUGUGGUAUAUAAUGAGUAAUAGUGUUAUUCUUGUAUCCUAAAGCAUCUUUUGGUUUUCAAAAAAGUUAUUGACAGAAAAAAAGUUGUGCACAAACUGAAGCUUGAUGUCAGAAUAAUUUAGUCCCACAUGUACAAAUAUGAAAUUUAAGUGUUAUUUAUUGGUGAAGGUGUUGUUUACUGCUGUUUUUUUUUUUUGUUUUGUUCAGAGAAGGGAGUGUGUUUGAUUUCACUACUGAAACUGAAGUGAAGUAAAGGUGUUGUAAUGUCAUUAAAAAUAUAUGUGUGUAAAACA